This is a messenger RNA of Alosa sapidissima (American shad), 4655 nucleotides long. RefSeq names its product zinc finger protein 385A (gene znf385a). Gene Ontology annotation, molecular function: nucleic acid binding; zinc ion binding. Lineage: Eukaryota; Metazoa; Chordata; Actinopteri; Clupeiformes; Clupeidae. The transcript is spliced from 8 exons. Bases 1030 to 2448 code for a protein of 472 amino acids. The record is from RefSeq and is a predicted model, not a curated record. Gene Ontology annotation, cellular component: nucleus.
ACCGCUCUGCAGGAUGACAAGCGGCUGCUGCCUCUCCAAUUGGUUGGGAUUGCCACCAAUCAGAAGGCAGGCAUGUAAGGUGCCUUUAGGUUAUACCCAACCCCAAAAAAACCAAGAAGGCAGUGCAGGAGAGAGAGAGUGAGUGUGAGAGAGAGAGAGAGAGAGAGAGAGAGAGCAGCGCAUGAGGAGAGCAGGCACUAGCUUGACAGUGCUCCUGAGGCAUUUCCACGGACUCUAAGCUCUGAGAGAGAGAGAAAGAGAGAGAGAGAGAGAGAGAGAGAGAGAGAAGGAGAGAGAGAGAGAAAUGCUCCUGGUGAGACGGAGCAGCCCAUCGAGCGUCCACUGAGGAGCCCUGCUUGUGCUUGUGCCGCCGCCACUGCUGCUGUCUCUGCUGCUGUCUCUGCUGCCACUAUUGCCAGCUCGUUUUCCCGCCGUCCUCCGGAGCGGAUUUGCCACCUUCCCUCAGUAACAGGCACCGGUUGACUUCACUCCUCGUUUCUAAACAGUCUUUUUUUUGUCUUCCUUUCUCUUCUCUUGGAUUUUUUCUUUUCAUUUCUUUUUUUUUCUGUCUUUUUUUGGACGGUGGUCUUUCUUUGUGCUUCUGUCCCUCCCCCUCUUGAACUGCCCUCUGUCUCACCUGAGUGAGCACUACUGCAGACCCCCUCCUCCCCUUCCAACCACCCUCCCCCCCCCACCCCCUCUACCCCAACACACACACUCACACACACACACACACACACACAAGAGUACUGCUGUUCACCUGGAGAGGGCAGAACUCAAGGGACACAAUGGACAACAGCAGUAGCUAUGCUCCCCCCUACGUAGUUUUGGGCGCUUGACUUGUCUCCUUACCUUUGGUGGAGGGAGAGAGAGCGCCACACGCGACACCACAGGCGCACUAAAGGAGCUGAUCUUUUGAGGCAGUGUCUCCACGAGGAGGCACGAAUUCACACACGCACCAAACACGAGAGGAACGGGUGCCUUGAAAACGGACGCCAGGACUAGACGGCUUUGUUUUCAUUGUGAAAGAUGAUUUUAGGAAGCAUCAACCGGACGGGGGCAGUCCCCACGUUUCUGAGGACCCCCACGGUGCUCCAGCCCCACUUGGACAUGAAACCCUUCCUGCAGUUUCCCAUGGAGACGGCCCCACCUCACAGCGUGGGGCUCUUCCCCAACUUCAAUGCGAUGGACCCUGUGCAGAAGGCAGUGAUUAACCACACCUUUGGAGUUCCAUUGGUCAAGACCAAGCGGCCCAUAAUCUCCUGCAACGUCUGCCAGAUUCGCUUUAACUCUGAGAGUCAAGCAGAAGCUCACUACAAGGGGAACCGCCAUGCCAGACGGGUCAAAGGCAUUGAGACCUCCAAGAGUCGCCCACAGGAGAGCGAUAAGCCUCCCCCUGGGCCCACCUCCUCCCCAUCACCUCCAGGCCCAGCGGCCUCCUCGCCAGAGUCUGACCCCGGCAAAGCAGAUGAGCCGCGGGCCGUGGUCAUGCUGAACGGGCCCCACCUGGCGCCGGGGCCCAGCCCGCUCUCCGCUCCCCCCACCCCGGACUCCCCUGGCCCCUCCGUGUGCCCGCUUCCGCCCCCUACCCCCUCCUCCUCCUCCUCCUCCUCCUCCUCCACCACCGUGCAGCCGCCCGCCUCCUCCACUUCCCCAGGCUGUGGCUCCGUGUCCGGCAACCCCGAGCAGGUCGCUGGGGCCCCUGGAGCGCCCGCCACGGCCCCCGGCACCCCCGAGACCGAAGAGGACAAAGCCAAGAAGCUGCUCUACUGCUCCCUGUGCAAAGUGGCUGUCAACUCCCUCUCACAGCUCGAGGCCCACAAUAAAGGCACCAAACACAAAACCAUUCUGGAGGCGCGGAGUGGGCUGGGCCCCAUCAAGGCGUACCCCCGUCUGGGCCCCAAGCCCAGUGGCGAGCAGGGCGGAGGCCCCACUGACCCCAACACUCAGGAACGCACCUUCCACUGUGAGAUCUGCAAUGUGCGGGUCAACUCUGAACUGCAGCUCAAACAGCACAUAUCAAGUCGACGGCACCGUGAUGGAGUUGCUGGGAAACCCAACCCUCUCCUCAGCAGGCACAAGAAGCACAGGGGAGCUGACCUCACGGUAUGCCAACCCCUAGCCUCCGUCUCAGCAGGACUACCCCAAACUCUAUGGAGAAAGCAGAACUGGACAGAAGGCCUUAGUUUAUAUUCCUCCCUGUCCUUCUCUCAGGAUCUCACCAAAGCUCUGGGUGCCGGUCUCCUGCCCAGCCCACUGGCGGUGGCGGCGGCCAUGGCGGCAGCGGCCUCCUCCAACCCGCUGGCCCUGCGGGCGGCCACGGCCGCGGCGCCCCACCCACACGCGCACCACCUGCUCCAGGGCCCGCCGCUGAGCCACGCCAUUCUGCGGCCUGCGCCCGGCCCCAUCCGCACCUCCCACGGCCCCAUCCUCUUCUCCCCGUACUGACACCGCCCUCUCUCUGCGCCGCCUCCAGCCAACCCCAAACACACCCACCCGCCCAGACCCAAACCACCCACCAGCCUUCCCGUCCACCACCCGACCUGAUCCCAGCCCUGGAACCCCACAAACAACACACAACGAGGCCAGUCAGUAGCAGCAACACCACCCCCCCCACCCCCAGAAAAAAACAUAAAAUAAAAACAAACAAACAAACAAAAAAAAACCUGACGUAUAAAAGCACACUGUGAAGAGAUCAAAUCAACCAAUCAGCGCAAUCAGUCAGAGAGAGAGAGAGAGAGAGAAAGAGAAAGAGAGUGGGUGAUGGAGACGGAGGAGAAGAGAUCAUCUGAAAUGAGGAUUGUCGUCCCCCUCUCUCCCCACGGGCACCAGGCUCCAGCUGACAGGGUGAUUGGCAGGAGGAGGAAGAGGACGAGAGGGGAGAGUGCCGCAAUGGAGGAAGGAAGGCCCAGAAGACAUCACAGCUUGCCUUCCCUCUCCCUAACCCUUGCACACACACACCUCCUUAUUGUCCUUAUACACACACAAAUAAACACACACACACACACACACACACACACAUACACAUACACACACUGUGAGAUGGUAGCAGCUCAUGUUGGAUACCUGAGAUGCAGGUAUCUGUGGAGACCAUGAGACAUGCUUCCUCCUAGAGACGCUAAACCCGCACACAGACGUUGCAGACACGCAGCGGUUUGACGUCAACAUGCGGAACUGUCCGUGGCGUCGCCCUGUCGCAGGGGUUUAAUCGUUGUCCUCCUCUGCCCUAUGCACCUCAGAAAAUAGAAGAGGAAACAAACAAAAAAAAAUGAACAAAGAGGGAAAAAAACUAACAAAAAAAUCAACUGUUCCGAUUCAACACGUCAUGUCCGUAGGGUUUAGCUGCUUUAAGUGGUCUCUUGCGCUGUGAUCGACUCGUGCCCAUGUAUAGCUUCGGCCUCCGCGGGGACGUGGAGCCUCGUGUGUCUUCCUGGGUCUCUGCCGGUGGAGGGGACAGAGAGGAGGGGGGAGGCCGCCCUCAUAGAAGCAACCCAGUCAGACCUCAUCAACCACUCCAGCCCCUGACAAGGUGUGACAUGGAGGGGAGACAGGGAUGGGGGGGGGGGCAGAGGGAUGGAGAGACACAUGGAGAGAGAGGGCCGCCGGGGAACAAAUUCUCCCAUAAGGGGAUGUGUGUGUGGGGGUUGGGGGGAGCAGGAGUAGGGGGCGUGCAGGGUGAGGGCUGAUCCCAACACCGGGGUCAAUGGAGAAACGACAGCCUGGAGGUGUGGGGUGCUGAUAGUGCAGCGCCGCUUCCGAGUUAAAGACAGCAAUGUCAAAUACAAACAGGCCCGCGAGGCUGGUGGAACGUGUCAGGCUUCAUAGCAAUCAAACUGCAGUCUGUGAGGAGAGAGAGAGAGAGAGAGAGGAAGACAGACAGAUGAGGGCGCCAUCUUGUAUGUUCCCCGUGUCACUCCCAUCUCAGAGCUACACACAUCUUCUGUUGGCAGAAACGCACCCUAACGAAAAAACAAAUCUCUUUUUGGAUAUAAAAAUGGACAAACAGUUGACUUCUAUUUAUUCUAUUGUAUAGAGUAGAAUAGUUUGAAUUCUUUUGUUUUCAAGCCUGUUGAUAUCAGUGAAAUGGAACUGAAAAAUAACUGAACUAGUGAGGAUAGCUUAGCUGUCGGUAGAUUGAGAAUGGCAUCCAUCAGUAGCUGAACCUGGAGUAAAGCAAGAGUAGGCUUCUUCCAUUUGGCAGUCUGGAUCAUAUUGUAUAUAUCAGCGAGACACAGGGAAACCAAGCACACGUCAAAACAGCCUCUUCUUGUUCCCCUCUCUGCUGAGAGGUGAUUUAUGCAACACACAGCGACCCACCCCUACCAGAAGCUUUUACCAGCAAUAGUAUCCCCCUUGUGUGUGUGUAUGUCUGUGUAAGUCUGAGUGUGUACGGGUGUGUGCCUGUGUGGAUCUCUUAUCUCCCAUUCUUCAAUUUACCCCAGAGUCCCACCCUUGUCAACCCCUAACGCAGUCAUGGCCGAGAAGGGAGUAGGAGUCGGCAAUGACCUUGGAAACUCGAGGUCAUCAUAGAGGCUACACUGUGAGCAAAAGGAGAGAGAUCUCUACGAGACAAACAGAAACAGAGAAUAGAUUUAGUUUUACAAAGAGGGUUGAAAAAUACAUGUGUUGAAAUACGGGAAUUAAAGCAAGAGACU